AUGUCAGCUCCAAACAGCAAGACCACAAACUCCACGACGAUCAGAUCACCAGCACUGACAAGCAAGCAUAUUUCCGAGGCUCACAGUCAUUCCAAGUCCCCGAGGCAAGAUUCUACGAUGGUGAAGAUCGGUCUCAAACCGCUUCCUGUGACUUUAGCAGCUGUCAACUCGGAUUCAGUUUUGGUUGAGAAUUUGUGUUCCUUGGGCUACGAUGAAGUUUUACUGCCAAUAACCACUUUCCGUUACAGAGAGAAAUGCAAGGCUUAUUUCAAAGCAUUCAAGGAUUCAGUUUCAAAAACGCAAGCUCUGGAGGUCCCGUUUCCUCUUCUGGGAGAAGUGGAAGUGUUUGCCGGUCGUCAUAUCUCCAAGGUGGUUGGAUUGCUAUCGUCCUGGAUUGAACUGGACUCUCACGAUAGUGUGGUGAGUGAUUUCUCGCUCCAAGUGGUGGUCAACGAAGUAUCGUAUGCGAGCCACAUUGGGAUCCAGACCUUUCUGCUGGCUCCUCCCAAGAACGUGAACAACCUAGCCAUCUAUGCGAACAAUCUGAGUCGCUUACUGGAAACCUAUCCACGCGCCCACUUUUCCUUGAGUCUUCCGAUAUGUGAAGAAGUCAGACAAGACACUGUUACUGGCGCACCAAUUCCCGUACUGGAUGCUCUUUCCACCUGGGAUAUGUGGAACUCCAUAAGGACCCAGUGCAACUACCACGAGAACCUGUCUGUGUCUUUGGGCUCUCCAAACCACAAUAUUCCGCAAUAUGUGAUCAACAGGUGGCUGCUGGAGCCGAUAAGACUGUAUUUGGUUUCCACAAGCCGUUUUGUGCUUAACUCGAAGAAUUACCCCGUUUUGAACAAGUUCAACCAGCUGAUAAUAUGGAAGCUCAUCCAAAAGAAGACCCUCCGUCUUCCCACCUUUUUCUUGCACGGGGUUGAUCGCGAUCAAAAUAUUAACAGCCAUCUAAAGGAUAUUACUCUGGAAAAUAACAGAGGAGCUGACACUUCAUUGGGUCUGGAUUCGGAUCACAACCCCAUCACCAAGUCUGUUAGUGUUGAUGCAAAUGGGACGGCCAUUAACUACGGCAGUUCCUCUUAUCUCGAUUAUUUACGUCAUUUGGCCACUACAUCGGCCAAUAAUUUGCAAAUCCCGCUGGUUGAAAAAUUUACUAUGGAGAGUCUUAGAAAUGCCGUUGUGGACCUAAAUUCCCCGGACCUCCUGCAGCAGCCUCUGCAGCCCUUGCAGAACAACCUCGACAAUGCCACUUACCAGACGUUUGAAAAAGACCAUGUCAAGUACGAGUCGUACGAGAAGGCCAUGGUGGCUGCUCUGAUGGAUUUGGCCAACCUGAAAAAGUUCCAACACCUCAAAACUGUGCCCACUUAUGGAACCACUGCAUUCAACACAUCUGCAUUGUCUCAAGAGAGCUUUGCGAGCUCUAAUCGUUCUGUUUCGCAGCUUGAGAAACUUUCUGUUUUGAUUGUUGGACCUGGUCGCGGGCCUUUAAUCGACAGACUGUUUGCGUCUCUCAGGUUUCUGAAUCUGAACCUGGACUUCGUCAACAUCGUUGCCAUUGAGAAGAACUCCAACGUGAUGGUCUACCUCUCUCAGUGCAACUCCACCCGGUGGCUUAACAAAGUGCGCAUUUUCAACCGGGAUAUAAGGAAAUUCGCACCUCCAUCUGGAAUGCGUUUCAAUCUCAUCAUCAGCGAAUUGCUGGGCAGCUUUGGCUGUAACGAGCUUUCCCCAGAAUGCCUUGAGCCUGUUUCCAAGAUGGAGGACCCCGGGAUGUCCAUUUACAUUCCUCAGAGCUAUUCCAGUUAUAUCGCACCCGCCUCUUCUCCUGCCAUAUACGGCAAGCUGGAAAAGCUGGAUUCUCGCAAGUCUUGGAAUCUUCCGUACGUUCCUCUGGUGGACUCUGCUGAGAUACUAACGUCACGCUACGAGAAGCUGUGGACAUUCGAGUAUCCAUCUCUUUCUCGGCACAGAUCCGAAAUUACAGUCUCCAAUCGGAGAUCGAACCAGGUGCUAUUCAAGUGUCACCACAAAGGAACUUUGCAUGGGCUUCUGGGCCACUUCGUGGCAGAGCUUUACAAUGGAGUCAUCAUCUCCAAUCUUUCCACUGGACAAGGGCCCACUCCUCCAAACCUGAUCUCCUGGCUGCCAAUAUUUUUCCCGCUGGAGCAACCGAUGUAUUUGCCUGACGACCAGGAGCUAUCUGUUCUAAUGAAACGAGAGGUCUCCCAUAAUAAGGUAUGGUACGAGUGGUCCGUGGAAAGUUUCAUGUACCUGGUUCUUCCGAUGGAUAAGUCCCGGUCUGGGGACACAACCCCAAGAAAGACUACCAAGCCAUUCUCCAUCCCAAGACAUUCUGCUAAACCAUCCUUGAAUACCCCAGGCCUCAAGGCCAGUCUCUUUGGCAGCGAGCAGUUCUUUGAACCAGACCAGCUUUCGGACGAUGAAAGCUCUGACGACGAGGAGGCUCAGAUGAGGGUUCGGACUGGUAUCACAAAAACACAAAAUUCAUCUGGCAGGUAUUUUUCCAUGUUCUUUUAA
Kuraishia capsulata CBS 1993 is the source of this 2550-nucleotide messenger RNA. RefSeq lists its product as uncharacterized. Lineage: Eukaryota; Fungi; Ascomycota; Pichiomycetes; Pichiales; Pichiaceae. The record is from RefSeq and is a predicted model, not a curated record. Gene Ontology annotation, biological process: regulation of DNA-templated transcription. The transcript has a single exon. Gene Ontology annotation, cellular component: nucleus; cytosol. The coding region runs from base 1 to 2550 and encodes 849 amino acids.